Astrephomene gubernaculifera is the source of this 2471-nucleotide messenger RNA. NCBI's taxonomy places the organism in Eukaryota, Viridiplantae, Chlorophyta, Chlorophyceae, Chlamydomonadales, Astrephomenaceae. The record is from the annotation of a GenBank genome assembly.
CUAUACUUCAAAUCCGUACUGUUCCAUGCAAAGCCAAGGCGUCGUUGGCCGCACGGCCCGCUUCCUAACUUGUCCGGUUCGUCUCAGGCUGGGUAACACCAAGCGUCACAAGAGUAACAACAAAAUGCUUCAGGACUGCAACAUUCGGUGUGCAGCUUCUGGCCUCAGUCUCUCUCAUGCUCGUACCAACCAGCUUGUGGAUGACGCUGUUGUUUGGGCGAACCAGCAUGGCCUGGUGGUGGCCCUGAAGGACCCCGCCUUCGUCAACCCCGAGCUAGCUGUCAUACACGCGCCGCUGGCGCUGACGCCCGUGCCGUACCCGCGCACCCGCUUCGAGCUAGCGCAGCAGGUCAUGCCGCUCUUCAACUCCCUGAUCGACGCGGUAGCCUCCGACGAGGCCUACCUGGAGACCGUGCUGCGCCCCGCAGCACAGCACGACGCCUUCACCGCGCGCCUGCUGCGCGUGCUGUGCGCCAGCCGGGGGCGGCGUGCUGCGCUGCGUGCUGCGGGGCGCGAGGUGGUGCUGGGGGUGCACCGCUCGGAUUACAUGCUGGACCAGCCCAGCGGGACGUUCCUGCAGGUCGAGCUCAACACCAUCGCCUCCUCCUUCGGCUGCCUGUCCGCCCUCAUGACCCGCCUGCACGCCUACAUGGCCAGCAGGGCGGGGGGACUGGACGCCUCCCGCCUGCCCGCCAACCCCGCGCUGGAACACAUCCCGGACGCCCUGGCCGCCGCGGCGGCCGCCAGCGGUCACGUGGAGGCGGGCGGUGUGGUGGUGAUGGUGGUGCAGCCGGGGGAGAGGAACGCGUACGACCAACAGUGGAUCCAGCUGCAGCUGUGGGAGCGGCACCGGCUGCGCACGCUGCGGCUCACGCUGGCGGACAUUGCAGCGGGCGCGGUGGUUGAUGAGGCCAGCGGCACCCUGAGGCUGGGGGGGGAGGAGGGGCAGCCGCCCGUGUGUGUGUUUUAUUUCAGGGCCGGCUACACGCCCAGCGACUACCCCAGCGAGGUCGAGUGGGCUGCCCGGGAGCUGAUCGAGGCCAGCAACGCAGCCAAGUGCCCCACCGUGGCAUACCAGCUAGCAGGCACUAAAAAGGUGCAGCAGGACCUGGCGGCCCCCGGCGUGUUGGAACGCUUCACGACCGACCCACGGGACGCUGCGCUGCUGCGGGAGUUCUUCGCGGGUCUCUGGUCGCUGGAUCCGGUCGAUCUGGCGGCGGACGGGGCGGCGGCGACGGCGGUGGCAGAUGCGCUGCAGCGACCCGAGGCGUAUGUGCUGAAACCGCAGCGUGAGGGUGGCGGCAACAACCUUUAUGGUGAGGAGCUCCGUGCCGCGUUGCAGGCGGGAGGCGAGCAGCUGAGCGCCUUCAUCCUCAUGCAGCGCAUCCUGCCGCCGGUCAACAAGUCCGUGCUGGUCCGGAACGGGCGGUGGCAGGAGGCGGAGACGCUCAGCGAGCUGGGGAUAUACGGCACCUUCGUACGGCACGGCGAUGAAGUGAUCCUAAACAAGCAGAGCGGCCAUCUGGUGCGCACCAAGACGUCCUCCUCCAACGAGGGAGGCGUGGCAGCAGGGUUCGCCGUACUGGACAGCCCCUACCUGGUGGAUUAGGUGCGGCUAGGACUAGGGCUUGUACGACAGCGGUGUGAUGGGCUGUAGCGCAAGAAGCAUGUGAAGUAAAAGCUUGGCUUUUUAUGAAUUGAAGCAAAAAAAGCGCGUAGGAACGUGCGUGCUAAACAUUAACCCGUUCCUAGCGAACGGUAACAUGAGGUAUCUUGAUUCUUAAUCUUGUAUAAUGUUCUUUCCCUUAUGAACUUCUCUUGAACGAAUGGGAUUCACGAGGCCGAGCGGGAUGCUUGCAUGUCAGCUUUUGUUUCUUUUACAGCAGCUAGGUAUAGGGGUGACGAUGAGUGACACAAUCCGCAUCAAAGGGCGGCAUCCCGUGAUUGCGUGUGUGUGUUUAUUGGGAAUGUACGGACUCUACGAACGGCUGCUUUCUAGGUUUGGUGGAAUGGGUCCCUGGGUCCCCCUGGGUCCUGGGCUCACACUUAUGAUGGAGUGGCACAUGGAUGCAUGGCCGCUACAGGGGCUUGGUUCCCCUGAAUCCCAAGGUCCUGGGCUCACACUUAUGAUGGAGUGGCACAUGGAUGCAUGGCCGUUACGGUGGGUUAGUUCCCCUGCUUCCCAAGGGAUACAGUGCUUCCCAACAGUGGACGAGAACAUGCUGGCAGGGGCAUGCCGCAGGCUGUGGGCGGGGCAUGUGUUAUAGAACCUGGCCGCGAGUAGGAACGUACUGGAUGGUCGGAAGAUGAUGUCCCCACCAAAACGGUGGGGACCAAAACGGUGGUGAUUUACAGUCACCGGCUGUGUGAGAGCGUGGCUUCUGGUGUUGUAAUGAAUUUGGCUGCCUGUAAAGGGAGUCCUGUUGAACUUGGGUCUAUACAAUUUGUCGCCGGUGAAGACGUCAAGAGGC